Molecule: messenger RNA, 921 nt
Organism: Postia placenta MAD-698-R-SB12
Lineage: Eukaryota; Fungi; Basidiomycota; Agaricomycetes; Polyporales; Adustoporiaceae
Exons: 3
Coding region: 1-921 (306 amino acids)
Biological process (GO): regulation of transcription by RNA polymerase II
Cellular component (GO): nucleus
Molecular function (GO): DNA-binding transcription factor activity, RNA polymerase II-specific; RNA polymerase II transcription regulatory region sequence-specific DNA binding
Source: RefSeq, a predicted model, not a curated record
AUGGCGACGCAGAGCGUGAAUGUGUGCUGUUAUCAAUGCAGUCGGUGGUUUAUCAGUGUCGAAUCACUACGGGAACAUCUCCAGAACUCUCCAGAGCAUGCGGUUAUUCAGUGUCCACUGUGUCACUAUCUGUUCGUUACUCAAAGCAACCUUGACAACCACCGCAUCAACAAGCACAACUGUCGUAUUCAAUGCAAUCGUUACUUUGAGAACAAUAAGGCUCUCGAGGCACACGAGGCAUCACCCUUCAGGCAUAUUCCGCUUGGGUGCCCUAAAUGCAACAUCAUAUUCAAGGCCGAUGUUGAUCUGGAUGGUCAUCUCGCCGAGUCGCAUCACUACUGCGUCGAAUGCAGGCGCUUUUUCGCCUGUGAAGGUAAUCUGCAGACGCACUUGAGGUCGUCUAAACACAAGGAGAGAACGGUGCCUUGCCCGGGGAUGAAGUGCCAAAAGCUCUUCCUCUCCGGUGCGGGGCUCCUCAACCACCUCGAAUCCGGCGGCUGCCGCUCAGGGGCGAACCGUCACUACGUGAACGCGCUCGCCGUGCGGUACGACAAAGCGAACGUCAUCACGAACGCUUCGCGCUUACUACCCGGGCUCGAUGGGUAUGUGCCACCAAAACCACCGGUGAUCGCCAUUGCAACGGCGAGCUCAUUCAAUGGCUCGCAAUACGAGUGCUUUCUGUGCCACCAGAGCUUCAAGACCCUCGGCCGCCUCAACGAGCAUAUGCAGAGCCCGGCGCACGACGCGGAGAUAUAUAGGUGCCCGACGAAGUGGGAGGGGUGCGGCGCCGAGUUCCGCACGCUGAGUGGGCUCUGCCAGCAUGUGGAGAGCCAGGCGUGUGGGAUUCGCCGUUUCAACCAGCCUAUGCAAGACGUUAUCGGAGACGUGACGAAGGCGUUGGGUAAGAGGCUCGCUCUUUGA